CCUGGCACAGGAGUUCCUCAUUCUCUUCUGCCUCCAGCUCUGCCAUUAGCUGUCGUCUCAGCAGCCAGCCAGAGCAAUGGAAAACUGGGAGUCCCAUCUCUACAAACAGCCUGCCCAGAAACUGGGUGAGUUUAUCCAGGACAACCUGAGGCCCUUUGAAGACUGUCAGAAACGGAUCGACCAGACCGUGGACACCAUCUGUGCAGUCCUGCAGGAAGCUGAGCAGUUCCCCAUGGUGAUCAGUGUGGCCAAAGGUGGCUCCUAUGGCCGGAGAACAGUCUUGAGGGGCAACUCCGAUGGUACCCUCGUCAUCUUCAUCGGUGGCCUUGAACAAUUCCAGGAUCAGAAGAAAAGCCAACAUGGCCUCCUCAGCAAAAUCUGGGCACAGUUGAAACACUGUGAGCUCACAAUGAAGCUGGCAGCCAAGAUGGAGAUCCAGAGCAUUAAUGGCAAGCUCACCAUCCAGCUGUCCACAAAACAGCAGAGCAUCACUUUUGAGAUGCUGCCCGCCUUCAACGCUCUGGGCUUAAGUGAGAAGCCCAGCCUCUGCACCUAUCGAGAGCUCAAAAGAGCCUUGGAUAUGGUGAAAGCCAGCCCCGGUGAGUUCUCAAUCUGCUUCACUGAACUCCAGGAGAAGUUUUUUAGCAACCAUCCCAGCAAGCUGAAGGAUUUGAUCCUCUUGGUAAAGUACUGGUGUCAAAAGGAAACGCUGAAGGAUUCAUCCCUGCUGCCCUUGUAUGCGCUGGAGCUGCUUACAGUCUAUGCCUGGGAACAGGGGUGUGGAGCGGAAGACUUUGAUAUAGCUGAAGGUAUCAGGACUGUUCUGGAGCUUAUCAGCAAGCAGGAGCAGCUGUGUGUCUAUUGGACAGUCAACUACAACUUUGAGGAUGAGACCGUCCGCAACAUCCUGCUGGGCCACCUCCGAUCCCCGAGGCCGGUGAUCUUGGAUCCAACUGACCCAACCAGUAAUGUGAGCAAAGAUAACACCUGCUGGCAGCUGCUAAAACGAAAAGCUCAAACCUGGUUAUAUUCUCUCAGGCCGAACGAGUCACCUGGACUGUCCUGGAAUGUUCUGCCUGCACCGCUCUACGUGACCCCAGGCCAUCUUCUAGAUAAGUUCAUCAAGGACUGUCUCCAGCCCAACAGGACUUUCCUAGAUCAGAUCAAGAAAGCUGUUGAUGUCAUCUGUAAGUUCCUUAAAGAAAAUUGCUUUCGACAUUCAACUACAAAGUGUCAGAAGAUUGUCAAGGGGGGGUCAACCGCCAAAGGCACGGCUCUGAAGAGUGGCUCCGAUGCCGACCUUGUUGUGUUCGUGGACUCGCUGAAAAGCUACACCUCCCAAAAAAACGAGAGAUGCAGAAUCAUCAAGGAAAUCCAUAAGCAGCUGGAAGCCUGUCAGCAGGAGAAGGAUUUUGAAGUGAAGUUUGAGAUUUCAAAAUGGAAGGCUCCUCGGGUGCUGAGCUUCACUCUGAAAUCCAAAGUCCUCAACGAAAGUGUUGACUUUGAUGUGCUGCCUGCAUUUAAUGCCCUAGGUGAACUGAAGUCUGGCUUUACACCCAGCCCCAGGAUCUAUGCUGACCUCAUCCGUUUGCAUAAAUCCUCAGACGCCCUAGGGGGAGAAUUUUCUACCUGUUUCACGGAGCUACAGCGCAAUUUCGUUUGCUCCCGGCCCACCAAACUGAAGGAUUUAAUUCGCCUGGUGAAGCACUGGUACAAAUGGUGUGGAAGCAAACUGAAGCAAAAGGGGUCUCUGCCCCCCAAAUAUGCCUUGGAGCUGCUCACCAUCUAUGCCUGGGAGCAGGGGAGCGGGGCGCAGGAUUUCGACACGGCUGAAGGUUUCCGGACGGUCCUGGAGUUGGUCACAAAAUAUCAGCAUCUCUGUGUCUUCUGGUUGGUCAACUACAACUUUGAUGAUGAGACUGUGAGGAACUUCCUCCUGACCCAGAUCCAGAGAACCAGGCCUGUGAUCUUGGACCCAGCCGAUCCUACUGGCGACGUGGGUGGAGGGCACCAUUGGUGUUGGCAUCUUCUGGCAGAAGAAGCUACUGAAUGGUUGUCAUCUCUCUGUUUCAAAGAUGGGUCGGGUUGUCCCAUACAAUCGUGGAAAGUGCCAGUAAGAAUCAUCUAAAGGAAGUGUCAUCUGGAGAUUACCCUGGGACAGGCUUAAAUCAAAGAGCUUCCCUGCUGUAGCAACUUGGGAUUCACUCAGCCACAAAUAACAGAUAGCCCAACUCAGGAGCUUAAACGAUUGGGUUUUUUCUUCCCAAAGCAAGAAAUCCUAAGGCAGGCAAUCUAGGACUCACACAACAGCUCCAUUGGACUUUCCCCAGGAGCAGAUAAUCUCUACCGUGGCACUUGGUAUUCGGGGCUGGAUAGUUCUUCGUGGUAGGGGCUGUCUUGGGUAGUGUAAGAUGUUGGGCCGCAUCCCUGGUCUCUACCCACCAGAUGCAGUAGCACCGCCCCCGAGUGCAACAACCAAAAAUGCCUCCAGACAUGACCAAGGGUCCCCUGGGGCACGCUCAUCCCCAGCUCUUCCUGGCUCCACCCUCUUUAGUCAUUCGUUUGAGUCUAAAUGGCACUGAGAGUGGCUAUUGCACCUCCAGGUGGCGGGUUCACGGUCAGGUUGGAGGAACAGGAAGGGGGAGGAUACCCACCCAGGGUGUCUUAUUAGAAGCCUCAUCCAGCAAACUCUCUUACAUUUCAAGUUGCAGCUACCUGUAACUUAAAAGUGGCUCCAAAAAGGGGGGUGAAGACAGCUGUGGAUGGGAGUUGGGUCAGCCAGCCAAGAGUGCCUGCCACCCCUGUCCAAAGCUCCACCGCCAACCAAGAUACCUGCCACCAGGUAUACUUGGUUCCCCCGUCAGGUUCUCUGUCAACAAGUACCCAAAAUUGUCCCUGGUAAUAGUCACCUUCUCAGAUACACUUCCUUCUUUCUUUUUGUUUUUGCUUUUUUUCCUGUCUCUUUUAACCAAUGGUUCUAACUGCUUGGAUAUGUAUUAUUCUUGCACAUAUAUUUCUUUCUUUCUAGACAGUGCAGUCACCAGGAAGUUGCGGAGCAGGGAUACAUUCUAUUGCCAGUGAGAUGCACUUAUUCAGAAGGUGUAGAUUCCUGGAAUAAUAAUGCUGGAAGAAACAUCUAGAGACCAUCAGGCAAUUGAUUUUUUUUUUAUGGUUAAUAAACUACAAAAUUUACAAACCCAA
Messenger RNA from Balaenoptera acutorostrata (minke whale), 3201 nucleotides. RefSeq names its product 2'-5'-oligoadenylate synthetase 2 (gene OAS2). The coding region runs from base 77 to 2128 and encodes 683 amino acids. Gene Ontology annotation, cellular component: membrane; nucleoplasm; cytosol. NCBI's taxonomy places the organism in Eukaryota, Metazoa, Chordata, Mammalia, Artiodactyla, Balaenopteridae. The record is from RefSeq and is a predicted model, not a curated record. Gene Ontology annotation, molecular function: 2'-5'-oligoadenylate synthetase activity; double-stranded RNA binding. The transcript has 10 exons. Gene Ontology annotation, biological process: defense response to virus; negative regulation of viral genome replication; regulation of ribonuclease activity.